CCGUGUCGUUGUCGUCGGUCCGGGUGCCUGUCGUCAUCGCAUGCCGACGUCUCGUCCGUUUGCCGGCGUGUGUGCACUGUUGCUUAGUUGCAUGUUUUGCGGUUUUUCCUCUUCUGGACGGUGCGUCCUUGCUAGUUAUGCCACGGAAUGUGCUACGUACGACGACGGGAAGGAUUGUUGUACGUUGCUUAGCUCAUUAGAAGACAGAAAGACUAUUGACAAAGGUGGUGCAACACAGUACAGUAAGGCAGUGCUUCUUCUAACAACGGAUGAUAUCUGUGAUUGGGAUGACCUUGUGAUUGUGAUCAGUUUUUUCAACUCGAACAAAUGUUUUUGUCCGUGUUAUUGAUUCACGGCGGAUGAGUCAGGAUAAAACAAUGCGUGGUAAAUUAACGAUGAUCUAAACGGGUGGAGCCUGUUUCGAUGUGAUAGAUAACGGUAAUGAACAGCAGCAGAUUAUUAUUUUUGUGUGGUUGAGCUGAUUGUAACGAAAAUUACCUUUGAAUCUAUCGUUUCUGCCCGUCCUUGUCUACGUUGAAUCUUCAAGGUGUGCUGGACGAAUUUGCGAGUACGGACAGUGUAAUAAUUGAAUGUAAAUCGUCUCUCGCAGAAUGGCUAAUAAUGCACAAAUUAUAAACUGCUUGAACAGCUUGAGAAAAUUGAAGCAUUGAAGAGUGAGACUCAUAUGUGAAGCAGUUGCAGGAAGUGUUUUGUUGUGUGGGGGAAGAAAAAAAAGAAAUAAUUACAUCUCGAAUAAUUUCGGAUGAAAUCGAUCUAUUGGCAGUGUGUGAGUGUGCAUCGAUAAUUAUUAACCGUAAGAUCGAAUAGUUCACCCACUGAGCAAAAAGGCUCCAAUACCUGACGCGAACGAACGGUAGCAGGCAGUGCUGAGCGCAGUAGAAAUCGAAGAAGAAAUGUCUGAAGCGUGUGAGCUUUCUGAAUAUUAAAGUCAUCGCUGUGGUAGCUGCUCUGGCGUUGUUGGAGCCGACUAUGAAUACGAAAAUAUAUUUUUCAGCGAGGCAAAUAUUAAAGUGAAAUCGAAUGUUGAUUUAUGUGGCUGGAUUGUCUAUGUUCGUAGCCAAAGUGAGAGUAAACAUUAAUAAUCUGGACGACGACGACGACGACCACCACAAACAAGAUGGUUUAAAGCGGAUCGGAUAAUACACUUAGAAGGAUUACAAAGGAAAAAACCAAGGAAUCAACGAGUAGCUAGCGGUACGGUGUCGGCAAUAGCCAAUGCACUUUCCGGCCCUUUUGGAUCAAAAGCACUAAAGGUGGAUUUGAAACAAGCGAGCAUGAAUUUUGUUCAACCGGCCACGGUUCGCAGCGACGGUCAGCAGCAAGAUUGUGUGUCUUCACGAAUUCCAGUUGAAAACUGCUGGCAAUAGAAGGAGCACCAGCCCCGAGGUUUGCCAAACACUGACCAGCCCUCCGAUGAUGAGGUGGUUCAAACGAUCCACCGAAUCGCCGAAAUUGCUCAGCCUUUCGCCGUUGCGACAUUCCGAGCUGGGGAAUGCCUACGAAGGCCAAGAGCACUACCAGCAGCACGAGAAAUCCACCCACGAGAAUGCUGACGAGCCGACAACGGUUGAACCGGUCUUGCCCGGACCACUGGUGGAUCUUUUUGUCGCUUCCUCCGGUUGCUCGUCAAGCUCAUCCGGGUCCGGUUCGUACACCACCAGCUGUAGUUCCCCGUCAACGACUUCGUCACCUUCUACCUCGGCGACCUUUUCCUACACCAGUGACAGCAGUAGCGUAAGCACCCUAGCGUGCAAGAAUCAUUCCAAGAUGAUGAACGGCAACGGCGGCGGCAUCAGCACCGGUGCCGGUGGCGGAAUUAUGACGCGAAAGUCGCGCAUAGAUUUAUCACCCGUUAACUGGACCAAGAAGUCGUCCAUCAAUUGCUACAACAUCGAGGAGGGACGUGUCGUGGAUAGGCCGAAGGGUCGCUAUAUAUCACCGAUUCGGAUCAAGAACAAGCAACAAGCGUUAGCGAAUCAAAGUGGAUGCGGGGCGAAUACGCCCGUCUCUAGGCGGAUUUUACAGCGCGAGAAAGGUUCCCUGGAGGGUGGAUCCCCGGGAGGCGAAGGUGGUCUGAUUCGUAAUUUGAGUAAAUCAAUUGGCAACAUCAGCACCUCGUUAGCAGAUAAAAGUCCAUCGUUGAGUCAGCGAUCGAUAGUUUAUCGGGAAAAGGAAAAGAAAAAUCCUCUUGGCAGUACACGAUUGUCUUGCUAUCAAACGAUAAAUUUUGAAACGAGCGAAAGUGUCAGUAAGGGUCCGCUGUACAAGUCCGUAGACGACCUAAUCUUUAUCAAAGGGGCCAGAGAGGAUCGUGAAAGUGACUUUUCCGGUACCGGAGAUUGUGCGCAAAACAAAGAACGAACAGAACCCGAUAGCACCAACCACAGCACUUCGGCAGCAGCAGCGGCGGCCAGUCAGUUAAACCAAAGUCUUAUCUCUAGUAACGUUAGUUGUAAUAGUAGCAGCAGUCGAAUCACAACACCAUCCACCACUGAGCAGCAGUUAUCAGCCGCAGUCGCAACCGAUGAACCAAAGAGCGACCGUUCCGUCAUGGCCGCCAAAGACGUUGCAGGAGAUCACGACGAAACGUACGGAUUUGCGCAGAUGCGAGAAACCACCAUCGAGAGCAUGUACCGACAGAAGUUGAACGCGCUGAAAAAUGAAGAAAUCGCCGCUGCCGAGGCGGCCAACAACGGGUUUAAAACGCCGCAGAAAAAGAAGGACAACUUUACCAACAAAAUAAGAGCGAUGUCCGACCGCACGCAAAGGCUGUUCUCUAAAAUCUACUUUAAUUCGUCGUAUAAAACCAGCAGCAUCGAUGAAAGCAUUUCAUCACAGUCGAAUUGUAAAUCCUUGAAAAAAUCACCCUCAAAGUCGGCGAACAAUCGACGCAGCAUAAGUUACGGUGCCCUUCCGGGUCUGACAGAUUUUCAGAAGAAUUUGGAAAAGGUACAACACAAUCAGCAUAGUUUGCAACUGUCGGAUCAACAUCAGGAGGAUGAAUUGAACGGAACGGUUAUUCAUCUUGCCGUUUCGAACAAUCGGACCGACACCGAGGACUGUGAUUCGGGAAUUCUGGUCAAUGAAUCUGGGGCCUCGUCUAUUAUGGAAACGGAAGAAGUGUUUUUACCGAACAUACCCUCGAAAGUGUUGAACAAUUGUACAGAAAACACCGAAUUUAAGCUGGUAACCAUUAAACUGGACGAAAGCAAUGAUGAGGCAAACAAUUUGGGAAUCAUUGUGAGUCACAUGGGUAACGGCGAAGGGGAGAUCAGUAAUCGAUACAAGGUGGCUCACGUCCUGCCCGGCGGAUUGGUGUACACAGACGGUACCAUCCAACCGAACGACGAAAUAGUCAACAUUCUCGGCAAAAGAUUGCGCGGGCUUUCGAUGCGGCAGGUGCAGGAUCUGCUGAACGGUUGCACCCGGCGGGGCACCGGCCGAACGAGUAUCGAUCUUGUCAUUUGUAGGAGUAAGGUAAAUGAUAGUGAUCUAUUUGGCGAAGAACUGGAACAGCAACAGCAACCACCGGCGAACCGACGGUUGUUCCGGAACAAUCGAAUGAUUUCGCUGGAUUCCUACCUAACCGAGGAAAAACAGCAGCAGCAUUUUGCUGUUGCUGCUGCUGCUGCUGCUACUGGCGAGGAACCACAGCACAGCGACACGAGCUCCGAUCAAGACAACUACGCUUCGGUUGCUAUCAAAAUCGAUGGCAGCAAGUACAACACGCUGGGAACACCGCGUCGCCAGAAGAUCCUCACGGUGUCUGCUUCCAAACGGCAAGAAUCUCCCUCGCCGACCGACAUGCCCAGCAUCGAGGUGGACUCGCAGCCACCCUCGCUGGACUGCGUAAAGCGGCGCUCGUUUACCAAAAACAACACUGCCAACAACGGUGUGGCCAACAGCUCGAAGCUGAUACGACGCUCGUUGGUCGGUAAACAAACGACGCCGUACAGUGUGGACCACGUAACCAAAAGCACCAUGAAUCUGUGCGACGACGAGAAGCUGGAACUCAGCAGUGGCGCUUCGGAUGAUGCCGAAACGAGCAGUGGCACAGGGUCGUUGGAGAUGGAUAAAAGUAUGACCAACUUUUGCACGCUUCCAAGGCGGCCGAAAAGUUCGCUUUGCUCGUUUCACACAGUCACAUUCGAGAAGGGACCGGGCAAGAAGUCGCUGGGAUUCACAAUCGUCGGCGGUCGAGAUAGUCCCCGGGGAGCGCUCGGUAUCUUUAUCAAGAGCAUCCUGGCGACCGGCCAAGCCGCCGAGGAUGGUCGGCUGAAGGCUGGCGAUGAAGUUCUGGCCGUCAAUGGGCAGGUUUGCCACGAUCUGACGCACCUGGAGGCGGUCAAACUGUUCAAAAGCAUCAAAUCGGGAGAAAUAGUUCUGCAGCUCUGCAGGAGAAGCAAGGCUAGCAAGGGAGACCGGGAAGGCGGUAGCGCCAUGUGCUAGAUUCGGCUUUGUAUAUUUCCAUUAAUCCUUGUUUUAAAAGGCUGUGUAGGAAUCUUUAGUGGGGUUAAAUAUUUCUGUGCAAUUUAUUUCAAAAACAAAAAGAUGAAGAAAAAACUUAUAACAAAACUUUUAGAGGAAACUACUUAUCCAUGAGACUUAUUAGCGUAGAUUAAAAUUGUAUGAAUCAAAAUGUGUGUAAAGUUAUGCCUUUAUAUCAAGUCUAUUGUUCACCCUGAAACAAGCAUUUUUGAAGUCUAUAUGUUAAAUGGAAGAAAACAGCAGACAAGUAACAUAUACAACUAGGGUUGGGACGAUAUCGAUAAAUCCGAUAAUAUCGAUAAUAUCGCGCAUAUUUUAUCGAUACGAUAUCCGAUACGCAGCGUCAGAAAUAUAUCGGAUAUCGAUAAUAAAUUUUGCAUGCUGCGAAUGAGAGUUAUACUUUGUAGGCGAAGGAAAAUGAACUCUCAUUCCUUUUGCUUAAAUUUGCGUCUUAGGGAAGUAACCGAGAAAUAAUGGUUGAUUUGGCUUUCCAUUUAAGCGAUUUAAGCCAUUGUUAAAAAGUUUUACUCGUUAACUAAAAAAGCAAAUGUCGGAGAUUUGGUGUCCUUUGUUAGAACAAGUACUACGAUGUAAAAUUGGUGCAUGUUCUUUUGAAAGGUAACACAGUAAAUUUAAGUUUAUUUGGAAAAGUAUCCAGUCAGAUAAAAAACAACUCAAAGACCCAAAAAUAAAAAAAAUAUCGCAUUAUGCAAAAGCUUUGGAGCGUUUUUCAAAGUAUCGGAACUAUAAGCAUGUAUGUAAUCAAAUGUGCAGAUUAAAUUUAGUUUAAUUUGAAUGUAAGAGCAGAUGAUUCCAUAUUUGGUUAAAAAUGGGCAAAUUUCUACUUACAGUUAAAAAACUUGGUGAAAAUUGUUUUUCAUUAAAAUAUCGGUUAUCGGUACGAUAUCGAUAAUUUAAAAUCCGAUAUCGAGCGAUACCGAUAUUAGAUACAAAAUGAUAUCGCGAUAACGAUAAACUACUGUU
Molecule: messenger RNA, 5493 nt
Organism: Sabethes cyaneus
Lineage: Eukaryota; Metazoa; Arthropoda; Insecta; Diptera; Culicidae
Exons: 6
Coding region: 1435-4470 (1011 amino acids)
Molecular function (GO): protein binding
Source: RefSeq, a predicted model, not a curated record